Brettanomyces bruxellensis is the source of this 1776-nucleotide messenger RNA. RefSeq names its product phenylalanine--tRNA ligase subunit beta (gene FRS1). The record is from RefSeq and is a predicted model, not a curated record. Lineage: Eukaryota; Fungi; Ascomycota; Pichiomycetes; Pichiales; Pichiaceae. Gene Ontology annotation, molecular function: phenylalanine-tRNA ligase activity; RNA binding; magnesium ion binding. Bases 1 to 1776 code for a protein of 591 amino acids. Gene Ontology annotation, cellular component: phenylalanine-tRNA ligase complex; cytoplasm. The transcript has a single exon. Gene Ontology annotation, biological process: phenylalanyl-tRNA aminoacylation.
AUGCCUACCGUCGCUGUCGAUAAAGAAGACUUGUUCCAGCUCUUGGGAAGAACAUACAGUCACAAAGAGUUCGAUGAGCUCUGUUUCGAGUUCGGUAUCGAGCUUGAUGAAGACACAACUGAGGAUGUGAAGGGAACAGAUGAGCGUCCACAGUAUAAGAUUGAGAUUGCUGCUAACAGGUACGACAUGCUUUGUAUAGAAGGUAUUGCACAAGCUUUGAAUGAAUAUUUGGGAAGGGUUGAAUCACCUAAGUACACAUUAAAGCCAACUAAGCCCGUCGUUUCUUUGACUGUUGAUCCAUCGACUGAGGAAAUACGUCCAUAUGCUUAUGCGGCCAUCUUGAGGAAUGUGUCUUUCACCCCAAGAAAUUACGAAUCUUUCAUGGCUCUGCAAGACAAGCUUCAUACGAAUAUUUGUAGGCAGAGAACUUUGGUCGCAAUGGGAACACAUGACUUGGACACUGUGAAACCACCGUUCGUUUAUAAGGCACUUCCACCUGAGCAGAUUAAGUUCACACCAUUAAACCAGACCAAGGAGAUGAAUGGAAAAGAGUUGAUGGAGUUUUAUGAAAAGGACAAAAACCUCGGAAAGUAUCUUCAUAUCAUUAGAGACUCUCCUGUUUACCCUGUUGUCCUUGACUCGACUGGAAGAGUUUGCUCGUUGCCUCCUAUCAUCAACUCGGACCACUCCAAGAUCACCAUGGACACAAAGAAUGUCUUUAUUGAAGUUACUGCCACUGACCGUACCAAGGCUAACAUCGUGAUCAACCAGGUGGUAGCAAUGUUCUCUCGUUACUGUAGCGAUAAGUUCACUGUGGAGCCUGUUGAGAUUAUUUCUGACCACAACGGCGAAACUAGAGUUUGUCCUGAUAUUAAGGAGCGUACUAUGUCCGUCCAGAAAGAUUACAUAAACUCUUGCUUGGCCCUUGAUCUCUCCACUGAACAGAUUUGCCAAUUGCUUAAGAAGAUGGCCCUUACAGCCAAAGGUUCCCUCUCUGAUGAUAACGUCAUCGAUGUCCGCAUUCCUAUAACCAGAUCUGAUGUUUUGCACCAGUGUGAUAUCAUGGAGGAUUGUGCCAUUUCCUAUGGUUACAACAAUUUGGUUAAAACUUUGCCAAAGACAGAGGCUACUGUUGGACAUCCUUUGCCGAUCAACAAGGUUAGCGAUAUUCUUAGGAACGCUUCUGCACAGGCUGGCUGGCUCGAGGUUAUGACUUUAACCUUGUGCUCGCAUGAUGAGAAUUUCAAGUUCUUGAGAGGAGUCGAUGAUGAUAGCAAGGUCGUCAAGCUUGCAAACCCAAAGACUUUCGAAUACCAGGUUGUGAGAACAACCCUAAUUCCUGGCAUUUUGAAGACUAUCAGAGAGAACAAGCGUCAUUCUUUGCCUAUCAAGGUCUUUGAGGCUGGUGAUAUCGUCUUGAAAGAUGAUAGCAUGGAGAGAAAGGCAAGAAACCAGAGAAACUGGUGCGCAGUUUACGCCGGUAAAGUUUCUGGCUUUGAGUACAUACAGGGUCUUUUGGGUAAAAUCAUGCAAACCUUCAGAACUCCUUGGUUAGAAGAUCCAGUCAAGGGUGAUCACGGUUACUGGUUGGAGGAAACCGAUGAUAUCAAGAUGUAUUUCCCUGGAAGAGGUGCUAGAAUUAUGCUUCGUCCAAAGAAAGGUGACAAAGCCAUCGAAAUUGGUAAUCUUGGUGUUCUUCAUCCUGAAGUCUGCAACAACUUUGAUAUUCCAUUCGCUAUUUCUUCCGUCGAGAUUAACGCUGAGGUCUUCCUAUGA